UGUUUAAUGGGUAACAACAGACGAGGUUCGGAUAAUAAGGUUAUUUAUUUAUUUAUUUUUUAUUUAUUUAUUUUAAAUACGACUGACCCCCAGCAGGAGGGCAAAGGACAAGACUGCUAAUUGACGGCGCGUGAGCGUCCUGCCGGGCUGCCCAGGGUUCCUGCAGGCGGCUGCUUUUCUCCCUUCGCCACCUUCUCCAGCGUGAGAGAGAGAGAAUAAAAACGCGUGGGAGAGAAGCCAAGCUCGGCGCAUUCACUGGAAACCUGCAGGAGAGUACAACUUUUUUCCUGGUGAUGCGCGGAAUCCCGGAGAGGACGGCCUUGGCUCUAGAGGGAGAGAAGAGGACACCAAGGCCCAGCUGGCCGCCGAGUGUCCAGCUCUCGGGCGGUAGAGGUCCUCCUUUGCGGCUGGAGCUCCAAGGUCGGUGAGUUCCCGCCCCGGCGGAACACCUCAACCGUUCAUCCCUCUCCCGAAACCAGCUCUUACCAGCCCAGAGCCACUGGUACCCAGCCGCCUCGGCCUUCAGAUCUCCAUACCGUCACCUUCUUUACGCUGCCGGGCACUGACUCAGUGCGCGCGCUGCUUGCUGAUUGGAUGUCUCCAACCCUGUCCAGCCAAUCCAGAAACUCGCCCCAACGCUGACGGCAAGGCUGCGCCGCUGGCUAGGAAUCAGUCGCAGAAUCCUGCGUCGCGCCUAUGAUGACGAUGCCGAUAACAUGGCGACGGAAAGUAGUAGCGAUCCGCAGUUGAGAAGAAGACGCCGGGACCCAGAGGAACCUGAAAAAACGGAACUCAGUACGAGAGCGCAGGCAGUGGCUGUGGCCCAAGAGAAUGACGAGGAGAAUGAAGAGCGCUGGGUUGGGCCUUUACCUGUGGAGGCCACACUGGCCAAGAAGAGGAAAGUUCUGGAGUUUGAAAGAGUCUAUCUCGAUAACCUCCCCAGCGCAUCCAUGUAUGAGCGCAGCUACAUGCACAGAGAUGUCAUAACCCAUGUGGUGUGCACCAAGACAGAUUUUAUUAUUACUGCCAGUCAUGAUGGACAUGUUAAGUUCUGGAAAAAAAUAGAAGAGGGAAUUGAAUUUGUUAAACAUUUUCGUAGUCACCUGGGAGUUAUUGAGAGUAUUGCGGUUAGCUCUGAGGGAGCAUUGUUCUGUUCUGUGGGUGAUGAUAAAGCAAUGAAGGUGUUUGAUGUGGUGAACUUUGACAUGAUCAAUAUGCUGAAGCUUGGCUAUUUUCCUGGACAAUGUGAAUGGAUCUAUUGCCCAGGGGACGCCAUAUCUUCAGUUGCUGCUUCUGAGAAGAGUACAGGAAAAAUUUUCAUUUAUGAUGGUCGAGGAGAUAAUCAACCACUUCAUAUAUUUGACAAACUCCACACAUCACCUCUUACUCAGAUACGGCUCAACCCAAUUUACAAAGCAGUGGUGUCUUCUGACAAAUCUGGGAUGAUUGAGUACUGGACUGGGCCUCCUCAUGAAUAUAAAUUCCCCAAAAAUGUGAACUGGGAAUAUAAAACUGACACAGAUUUAUAUGAAUUUGCCAAGUGUAAGGCAUAUCCAACCAGCAUGUGUUUUUCACCUGAUGGAAAGAAAAUAGCUACCAUUGGAUCUGAUAGAAAAGUUAGAAUUUUCAGGUUUUUAACUGGAAAACUCAUGAGAGUCUUUGAUGAAUCAUUAAGUAUGUUUACAGAACUGCAGCAGAUGAGGCAACAGCUACCAGACAUGGAAUUUGGCCGACGAAUGGCUGUAGAACGUGAGUUGGAGAAAGUGGAUGCUGUAAGAUUAAUAAAUAUAGUUUUUGAUGAAACUGGACACUUUGUGCUAUAUGGAACAAUGCUGGGCAUUAAAGUUAUAAAUGUGGAGACAAACCGGUGUGUGAGGAUCUUAGGCAAGCAAGAAAAUAUUAGAGUGAUGCAACUGGCUUUGUUUCAGGGAAUAGCCAAAAAGCAUCGUGCUGCAACUACUAUAGAGAUGAAAGCUUCUGAGAACCCUGUUCUUCAGAAUAUUCAAGCUGACCCAACAAUAAUCUGUACGUCUUUCAAAAAGAAUAGAUUUUAUAUGUUUACAAAACGAGAACCAGAAGAUACAAAAAGUGCAGAUUCUGAUCGAGAUGUUUUUAACGAGAAACCUUCUAAAGAAGAAGUCAUGGCAGCUACUCAAGCUGAAGGACCUAAACGAGUUUCAGAUAGUGCCAUUAUCCACACAAGCAUGGGAGACAUUCACAUCAAACUUUUUCCCGUUGAGUGCCCAAAGACAGUGGAAAACUUUUGUGUUCACAGCAGAAAUGGUUAUUAUAAUGGGCAUACAUUUCACCGUAUAAUUAAGGGCUUCAUGAUUCAGACAGGAGAUCCAACAGGUACUGGUAUGGGAGGAGAAAGCAUAUGGGGAGGAGAAUUUGAAGAUGAAUUUCAUUCAACAUUACGACAUGACAGACCAUACACACUCAGCAUGGCCAAUGCUGGAUCAAAUACUAAUGGAUCCCAGUUUUUCAUAACAGUAGUACCAACGCCUUGGCUUGAUAAUAAGCACACAGUAUUUGGAAGAGUAACUAAAGGAAUGGAAGUUGUGCAAAGGAUCUCCAAUGUCAAAGUUAAUCCUAAAACAGAUAAGCCUUAUGAGGAUGUCAGCAUCAUAAAUAUCACUGUCAAGUAAAAUAACAUUUUUUCAUUGUAUUUGCAAAUAAAAAUACAUAAUUAAGCAAGAUUAUUUAACAUUAGGAAGCUUAAUACUUACUGAAUAUACAAAUCAUGUUUUAAAAGAUGUAAAACUAUAUUUUUAUUUUCUAAUUAAAGGCCUUUUU
Castor canadensis (American beaver) is the source of this 2796-nucleotide messenger RNA. RefSeq names its product peptidylprolyl isomerase domain and WD repeat containing 1 (gene Ppwd1). The record is from RefSeq and is a predicted model, not a curated record. Gene Ontology annotation, biological process: protein peptidyl-prolyl isomerization. NCBI's taxonomy places the organism in Eukaryota, Metazoa, Chordata, Mammalia, Rodentia, Castoridae. Gene Ontology annotation, molecular function: peptidyl-prolyl cis-trans isomerase activity; protein binding.